Molecule: messenger RNA, 2060 nt
Organism: Raphanus sativus (radish)
Lineage: Eukaryota; Viridiplantae; Streptophyta; Magnoliopsida; Brassicales; Brassicaceae
Product: 9-cis-epoxycarotenoid dioxygenase NCED9, chloroplastic-like
Exons: 1
Coding region: 268-1962 (564 amino acids)
Biological process (GO): carotene catabolic process
Cellular component (GO): chloroplast stroma
Molecular function (GO): carotenoid dioxygenase activity
Source: RefSeq, a predicted model, not a curated record
CUCUUUUUUUUUUGACAAACAACAAGCAAAAGCAGAUUCAUCAGAGUAUAGAAUUAAAGACACAUGUAAGUUGUAACACAAUGACUAGCAAAGAGGCGAUAAUACCCUUCUUUCUACCUUCUAUAUAUAUAUAGAGAGAAAGAGUCAUGAGCUUUGCUUGGCAUUAUACUCACAUCUCUCUCUUUCUCUUUCUCUAUGCACAGAACACAAACUUGGUCUUGAAGAACCAAUACAAAACCUAGACACGCAUCGUCUUAUCAACUGACCAUGUCUUCUACUUUACUUCCUUCUACUUCUUCUUGGAGAAACAAGAAACUAACCCGUUGCUUUGUUUCUUACUCCCCCAACAAAACAGUUCCCAUCUCGUCUAAUAAACCAACGUCUUGGAAGAAACUAUAUAACGACGUCGCAUCCUUGAUCCAAGUACGGAGAACCGCCUCUACGAUCUUAGACGCGGUGGAGAACGCCAUCAUCUCCUACGAGCGCCGCCACCAUCCUCUCCCUAAAACAGCCGACCCCGCCGUACAAAUAGCCGGAAACUUCUUCCCUGUCCCGGAGCAACCGGUCAAGCAUAACCUUCCGGUGACCGGAACGUUGCCGGAGUGUAUUCAAGGAGUCUACGUCAGAAACGGAGCCAACCCGCUUCACAAACCAACCUCCGGCCAUCAUUUAUUCGAUGGAGACGGUAUGGUACACGCUGUCCGGUUCAAUAACGGUUCGGUUAGCUAUUCAUGCCGGUUUACCGAAACAAACCGGUUUGUUCAAGAGCGAGAACUCGGUCGAUCUGUUUUCCCCAAAGCAAUCGGAGAUCUUCACGGGCACUUGGGUAUCGCAAAGCUUAUGCUCUUCAACGCCCGAGGACUAUUCGGGUUAGUCGACCCGACCCGGGGAUUAGGUGUGGCUAAUACCGGUUUAAUCUAUUUCAACGGUCACCUCUUAGCCAUGUCCGAAGACGACUUACCAUACCACGUAAUAGUCACCCAAACCGGGGAUUUAAAAACCUCGGGCCGGUACGAUUUCAACGGUCAGCUAAAAACAACAAUGAUCGCCCACCCGAAACUCGACCCGGAAACCCGCGAAUUAUUCGCUCUAAGCUACGACGUCGUUUCGAAGCCUUACUUAAAAUACUUCAGAUUCGCAUCCAACGGUGAGAAAUCUCCGGACGUCGAGAUACCACUCGAUAGACCGACGAUGAUCCACGACUUCGCGAUCACCGAGAACUUCGUAGUGAUACCAGACCAGCAAGUGGUUUUCAGACUAACCGAGAUGGUCAGAGGCGGUUCUCCUGUGGUUUACGACAAGGACAAGAGAUCAAGGUUCGGUGUUUUGAACAAGUACGUGAAAGAUGCUUCGUUGAUUCGAUGGAUCGAAGUACAAGACUGCUUCUGUUUCCAUCUCUGGAACGCUUGGGAGGAGCCAGAGACUGACGAGGUUGUCGUGGUUGGAUCAUGCAUGACGCCGCCUGACUCGGUUUUCAACGAACAUGACGAGACACUUCAGAGUGUUUUGUCGGAGAUAAGACUAAACCUGAAACCAGGGGAAUCUACACGCCGACCGGUUAUUAAGUCCGAAGAAUUAAAUCUCGAAGCCGGUAUGGUAAACCGGAAUCUUUUAGGUAGAAAAACCCGGUUUGCAUACCUUGCUAUAACCGAACCGUGGCCUAAAGUGUCCGGUUUUGCGAAAGUGGACUUAUCUACCGGAGAUGUUCAAAAGUAUAUAUACGGAGAUGGGAAAUACGGAGGAGAGCCUCUGUUUCUGACAGAGGUUUCCGGUCAUGGAGAAGACGGUGGUUACGUUAUGGUGUUUGUUCACGACGAGGAGAAAGUGAAAUCGGAGCUACAAAUUAUUAACGCCGUGAAUAUGAAGCUUGAAGCGAUGGUCACGCUUCCGUCGAGAGUGCCUUACGGUUUCCACGGGACGUUCAUGAGUAAUGAUGAUCUAAUGAAACAAGCUUUGUGUUAAUUUUAUAUAUUUAUAUAUAUAUAUAUAUAUAUUUAAUGUAUAUUUAGGGUUUUGCAAAUGUUAUAUAGUCUAUGUGAGCAGUGUGUUGAUAGAGAGAG